Synchiropus splendidus (mandarinfish) is the source of this 1752-nucleotide messenger RNA. RefSeq lists its product as uncharacterized. The record is from RefSeq and is a predicted model, not a curated record. NCBI's taxonomy places the organism in Eukaryota, Metazoa, Chordata, Actinopteri, Syngnathiformes, Callionymidae. Bases 391 to 1665 code for a protein of 424 amino acids. The transcript has 2 exons.
AUAUCGAGUGGACCCGCUCACGGUCCAUGUCGGAUGGGGCACCAGUCUGCACGAAUCCGGGGUUUCCACCAACCGUAUCGGACACUUUUUGACAGCGACUCCCAGGGUGAUAAACUCCACACGGAUACGGAGACGCUUCUCCGUGUGGACAGUGGAUACGGAUACUUUUGAAGGUGAUGACGUCACGGCCCCGCCUGCCUGGGAUCUCGCCCCAAAAGUCGCCAACUUCACUACGAUACCAGCGAACAACAGAGUAGUUCACGCGGCAACAACCGUUCAGGAAGUAGCAGCCUCCUCCUGAUCCAUUCUUCCGUUCCCUGAAGCUGCUGAUGUUGUGGAGAUAGAGACGAGGAAGCACCUGUCAGAGUCGAGUCCCUCACAGACGACACCAUGGCUGCAGAGAUGCUGCUGCUGCUGACGCUCUUCUCCAGCAUCCACGCUGAGGUCAUCCUGAGAGCGGGGCGGGAUCAUUACUUCUUCAGAUGGGACAAAGCCGCUGACUUCUGCUCCAUCUAUAGAUGGACCAGUGAGGGGAAGGAGCUCCUGUGGAACUCUUCAAAUACCUUUUAUCUGCUACAGCCUGUGGCUGCUUCCCACUCGGGUCAGUACCAGGUGCAGUGCUGGACUCGGGGCAAGGUGACCCACGAGAGGAACUCCACUCUCCUGGUCUGUGACGAACAGAAGAUGAAAGAUCAUGGGAUUUGGUACCAGAUAGUUGGGCAGACAGCAGAGCUGACUUGUGACGGUGUGGGACCAAACCAGAGUGUUGAGUGGGCCUAUAUGAAGUACAGGACAACUGAAUUAGUGUUAAUAGAUGAUAAAAUGCUUUCAGAGCGCGGACACCUGGUGAAGAACACUUCUCUUUUUCUCACCGCCAACAGACAGUCGAGUGGCAACACCUACUACUGUCUGCAGAGGCAGCAGCUCAGCUGUGACCUUCGCAGUCGUUUCGCUUUAAUAGUCCCAUCGGAGUCCAUCGUGCGCUCGGUGGGAGAGAGUCUGGAGCUCAACUGUUCUGAUGACAGCAGGAACCCAACGCAGGAGUGGAAGAUGUAUAAUCAACUGUGGUCUGAGGGAGUGAGUCUGAACUACACCCUGAUGUUUCCAUCACUGACGCUGGACCACACAGGUCUAUACACUUGCAAAGCUGGUGCUUCUGCUGAGGAGAAGUAUCAGCUCUUCGUGUGUCCUGAGCCUGAGCCUCUUGCUGUGGAGCUCUUCACCGGGCGGGACCUCACUCUCCCCUGUGGGAACUGGACCGGUUACAUUCGCUGGUUCAUGAGGUCCAACAGAACCAAAGGACGAGUCUUUAACGUUGAAGAGUAUCGAGUCCCAGACAAGAUUUAUCACUCCUCCAGCGGCCUGGUGAUCAGGAACAUCUCUCUGGAGGACACUGGAGAGUUCUGGUGUGUGAUUAAGAGAGGCCCGUUCUGCCAGUUCCAGUUUGAGUACCUGGUGGUGUUCGGAGAGCCAGAGGUUGAUCACCAUGUGCUGAGGUCCGUGCUGCUCAGUGUUGCCUUAGUGAUGAUGCUGUGUGUUGUUGUAGGGGUGACUGUGUGGAGGUGGAGGAGGAGGAGGAGAGAGCAGCUCCCAGCAGCUGUAGAGGAGCAGGAGGUCGCCCAACUGUCUCCAGAGUCAGACGUGCAGGAGGAUACUGCGGGCUGAAGGCGCUGUGAUGCUUGUGAAUAACUGCUGACCUUUGACCUCACUGAUGAGCAAAGUGUUUGCUAUUGCUUGGCUUCAAUAAAUGUA